Molecule: messenger RNA, 3263 nt
Organism: Lacerta agilis (Sand lizard)
Lineage: Eukaryota; Metazoa; Chordata; Lepidosauria; Squamata; Lacertidae
Gene: RABGEF1
Product: RAB guanine nucleotide exchange factor 1
Exons: 15
Coding region: 312-2822 (836 amino acids)
Biological process (GO): protein homooligomerization; vesicle-mediated transport
Cellular component (GO): endocytic vesicle; cytosol
Molecular function (GO): zinc ion binding; guanyl-nucleotide exchange factor activity; small GTPase binding
Source: RefSeq, a predicted model, not a curated record
GUGGGCCUCGCGUGAGGGGGUCGAGGUGGGAAAUAAAUAUAUAUACUUAAGGUGGGACGCUCUGAGGAGGAGUGAAGCGCCGUCAUUUCCCCACGGAGGGAAAACCAGACAGACGUUCAGGCAAACCUCCUUAUUCCAGCGCCAGUUGCUUGCAGUGCUGAUGUUCUGCUCCGUUACAUGUCAGGAUUUGUCUGGAUGACCGAGAAAUGAAAUGGUUAUAAGAAGCAAUUUCAGCGAUCUCUGCAUGCACGUCAGAACCCAGCUUUGCCACGGCUGCCCGCCCAGCAGACCUGGUUACAAGAGCCGGAGGGAUGGUGGUAGUCACGGGGCAGACCAAAGUGAGCGAUGCCAUGUCGAGUUCGGAUGCGGAGGAUGACUCUCAAGAGCCUGCCACGCCGACAGCCACCCAGGCGGAGCACACCCUGUCCCUCCUGCCUCAGCAGUUCCCUGAAGUGGUUCCACUGAAUGUUGGAGGAGCUUAUUUCACUACCAGGUUGUCAACACUGCGGCGCCACGAAGACACAAUGCUCUCGGCUAUGUUCAGUGGCCGGCACUACAUCCCGACGGAUGCGGAGGGGAGAUACUUUAUUGACCGAGAUGGGAAGUUCUUUGGGGAUGUGCUCAAUUUCCUGCGGUCUGGUGACUUGCCUCCAAGGGAACGUGUGAGGGCAGUUUACAAGGAAGCCCAAUAUUAUUCCAUUGGACCCUUGCUAGACCUUCUUGAGGAGCUCCAGCCCCUCAAAGGAGAAAAAGUCCGGCAGGCUUUCCUGGGCUUGAUGCCAUAUUACAAAGAGCACCUGGAGCGGAUUGUGGAGAUUGCAAAGCUGCGUGCCAUGCAGCGGAAGGCCCGUUUCGCCAAGCUGAAGAUCUGCGUCUUCAAGGAGGAGAUGCCCAUCACGCCCUACGAGUGCCCGCUCUUCAACUCCCUGCGCUUUGAGCGGAGCGAGGGCGAGGCCAAGCUCUUUGAGCACCACUGUGAGGUGGACGUGUCCUUUGGGCCCUGGGAGGCCGUGGCGGACGUCUACGACCUCCUCCACUGCAUUGUGACGGACCUCUCCAGCAGGGGCAUCACGGUGGACCACCAGUGCAUUGGGGUCUGCGACAAGCACCUGAUCAACCACUACUACUGCAAGCGCCCCAUUUACGAGUUUAAGAUCACGUGGUGGUUUCCUCCCUCGGUUCCGCCCCGCCCCGCCCCUCUGUCGGACGCUUUCCCCGCUGCGGAAGUGACGCAAGGACGCCGAAGGGCGGCGGGGGAAGGAAGAGGAGGAAGAAGGAGCCGAGAGAAGGAGAAACAAGCUGGUGAGACGCAGGAGGCGGCGAAGAGCCCCCCCAGCAGGAGCAAGAUGAGCCUGAAGUCGGAACGCCGAGGCAUCCACGUGGACCAGUCCGAACUGCUCUGCAAGAAAGGAUGCGGUUACUAUGGCAACCCGGCUUGGCAGGGCUUCUGCUCCAAGUGCUGGAGAGAGGAGUACCAAAAGGCCAGGCAGAAGCAAAUCCAGGAGGACUGGGAGCUGGCUGAGAGGCUUCAGCGUGAGGAGGAGGAGGCCUAUGCAAGCACUCAGCACCCUCAAGGGGCUCAGUCACUCACGUUCACCAAGUUUGAGGAGAAGAAAACCAACGAGAAAUCGCGGAAGGUGACGACGGUGAAGAAAUUCUUUGGGGCAUCAUCUCGACCGGGAGCUAAGAAGGAUGUCCCAGACUCUAAGGCUCCCAGCCCUUCGAUCAGCCGGCAAGUCAGCAUCGAAACGGACCGGGUGUCCAAGGAGUUCAUUGAGUUUCUGAAGACAUACCAUAAACCCGGCCAGGAUAUCUACAAGCAGUGCAAACACUUCUUGGAAAACAUGCAUCACAAGCGGGACCUGAGUAUUGAGGAACAGUCCGAAUAUGCCCAGGACUUCUACCAGAACGUGGCAGAUAAGUUGCAGAGCCGCUGGAAAGUGUCCCCGGAAAAAGCGGAGAAGGCGAUGGACCAGAUUGAGAAGUACAUCAUGACUCGGCUUUACAAAUACGUUUUUUGCCCGGAAACCACGGAGGAUGAGAAGAAGGACCUUGCUGUCCAAAGGAGGAUCAGAGCUUUGCACUGGGUCACUCCUCAGAUGCUCUGUGUUCCUGUCAAUGAAGAAAUCCCCGAAGUCUCUGACGUGGUCGUAAAGGCCAUCACAGACAUCAUCGAGAUGGAUUCCAAGCGUGUCCCCCGGGACAAGCUGGCCUGCAUCACCAGCUGCAGCAAACACAUCUUCACUGCCAUCCGGACCACAAGGAAUGAGCCAGCUUCCGCCGAUGACUUCCUGCCCACCCUCAUCUACAUUGUCCUGAAGGGGAACCCUCCUCGCCUCCAGUCCAACAUCCAGUAUAUCACUCGGUUCUGCAACCCCAGCCGGCUGAUGUCUGGUGAAGAUGGUUACUACUUUACAAACCUGUGCUGUGCCGUCGCCUUCAUAGAGAAGCUGGAUGCCCAGUCCCUCAACCUGAGUGAGGAAGACUUUGACCGCUACAUGUCCGGCCAAACGUCCCCGAAAAAGCAGGAGCCGGAGAGCUGGCCGGCCGACGUCUGCGUAGGGGUCCAGCAGAUGUACAGGAACCUUGACCUCCUCUCCCAGCUCAACGAGCGGCAGGAGAGGAUUGUGAGCGAGGCCAAAAAACUCGAGCGGGACCUCAUUGACUGGACUGAUGGGAUCACCAAGGAGGUCCAGGAGAUCGUGGAGAAGUACCCCUUGGAAAUCAAGCCCCCCAAUCCGGCCUUGGCUGCCAUUGACUCUGAAAACGUGGAGAACGACAAGCUGCCUCCUCCAUUGCAGCCCCAGGUUUAUGCUGGGUGAUGAGCACCUUCUGGGGCUCAGAGACAUCCCUCCCUCUAUGUCCCCCACCCCGCUUUCUUCUGCUUGGGGAGUGGGCUAAAAAGGGGCAGGAAAAUCAGAGGAAUUUAAAACCGGCACGUUUUAAAGGUACUGUUUGCUGGCGGGUGUGUCACAUGAUACUUAUUUUAGCCAGAGUUAGCCAGCUACUAUGAGGGCUGUGGGUUUUGUGUGUUCCUCGAACCCAAUUUAACUUCUUCCUUUUUACACAAAACCGGUAUAAUUUUUAAGAAACACAGGUGGUUUUUUUCCUCUGCUCCCCCUAUUCUCCCUUCCAGGUGUGUGUGUGUGUGUUUUCUUUUUUUUUUAAGUGAAGUUUUUGCUGGGUUUUUUUCCUGCUUCAAAAAUAAAAAAAUAAGGUGGUUUUCAGCACUUUGCAAGGGAUGCCAAGUUGUAGGUAAAAAA